AUGGCGCACAGAGCAUUGCAUAUACCAGUGAUAUUCCUCGCCUCAUCCUACUCUUUUAGCGCACUCUUUUUGUCCCUUUUUGUCGCUCUUGCUGCACUUGAAGCAGUCAACAGCGACACUGCGUUCAGUGCGAGCCACACGGCCACCGCGCCCAUCGCUGUCGCUCGGGAUCUGCGGUACCUUCUGUAUGACGUAAACCCCCCAGAGGGUUUCAAUCUGCGGAGAGACGUCUACAUCCGCAUGGCCUCCCUGGUGAAAACUCUGAGGAAGGACGGGCAUGACUGGGUGUUGGUGCUUCCCCCAUGGGGUCGCCUCUACCACUGGCAGAGCCCCAACAUCCACCAGAUCCGCAUCCCAUGGGGAGCGUUCUUCAGCCUCACGAGCCUGCAGGCCAACGUCCCUGUCAUCGAGUAUGAAGAAUUUAUUGCUGAGAAUGGAGGCCCGUUCAUAGACCAGGUUCUUGUGCUGCAAAACUAUGCUGAGGGAUGGACCGAUGGCAAAUGGGAAGAAAAGGUUGAUGAGCGGCCGUGCAUUGAGAAGCUGAUGUACUCCAAAGACAAACAGGGCUACUACAGGGGCUGGUUCUGGGGCUACGAGGAGACAAGAGCUCGAAAUGUAACCUGUAUAUCAGCCCAAGGCCAUGCCUCGAUCAUGGCCCCGGUUCUUCAGAGAAACAUCACAGCGAUAUCAGUUAUGCUCGACCGAGCCGAGACACUCCUUCAUGAUCAUUACGCUGGCAAAGAUUACUGGGAUACCAGACGCAGCAUGGUUUUUGCAAAGCACCUGCGAAUCAUAGGCGACGACUUCAGAGCAAAAUACCUGAACUCUACAGAUGACAGAGACCAUACGAUAUACAGUGAGGACUGGACUCGCAUGAAGGCCAAGCCCGGCUCAGCUAAAGGCGGUCCAUAUCUGGGGGUCCACCUGCGCAGGAAGGACUUCAUCUGGGGUCACAGAGAGGAUGUUCCCAGCCUUAAGGGGGCAGUCAAGAAAAUGCGUAGCUUGAUGAAGAAACACAAACUUGACAAAGUGUUUGUUGCGACAGAUGCCGAUGAUGAAGAACUGAAGGAGCUGAAAAAGUUGCUGCCAGACAUGGUUCGGUUCGAGCCGUCCGCGGAGGACCUGGAGCUCUUUAAAGAUGGAGGAGUGGCCAUCAUUGACCAGUGGAUAUGUGCCCACGCCAGGUUCUUCAUAGGAACGUCGGUGUCCACCUUCUCUUUCCGGAUCCACGAAGAACGGGAGGUCCUGGGCUUCGACCCCAAAACCACAUACAAUCGCUUCUGUGGCGACAACGAGAAAGAAUGCGAACAGCCCACACACUGGAAAAUAGUUUAUUGAUGUCACCCCUGAGUUUCCUGACACACCAAGUGCCAAAAGCAGUGUUAAAGGUGACCUUUAUUUGUAUGGAACAUAGAAGAUAUUUGAAUUGUUUUUGUGUUUGUUUGUUUGUUUUUUUUUUACAUUUUAUGGUUUCAGUGUUGUGCAAUCAGGUCUGUAGUGACCACUGUGACUGAACUUUAUGCUGAAAAGGCCACGACUGGGAUGCCAAACAUGUGUUACUGUGAUGUUCAACGAUUAAAUCUGCGUAUAUUUUUAGGUUGUAUGUUGAAUGUGGAUCCUUCACGAGAGCCUGGUAGGUAAAAUUAUUAUUUUUUAAUAUUUAUCUUGUGACGCCAGCACAGCUGGUGAGAAAAGUGUCUUAUAAAAGUAUUUUGUGGGUGUGUUUUCAGUUUACAUUUCAUGAGGUUGAAAUGAUCAUGUUCCGUGCUUGGGUGUCCAACCUUUGGGUAUUGUAAUUUUAAGAAUAUAAGAUUUUUUUUCAUUCAAAAAUUCUAAAAUAGCAUUCAGGGAUCAUAAACAAAGUAUGACCGUAAUGCAUUUUUGAUCAACGGUCAACCAGGUAAUCCAGUGAGACUAAGCUUGCAGUCAGUGUUUCUUACCAAAAAGCACAGAGGCUUGAUAAAUGAUUUUCCCCUCAUAAAACAGCACAACUUUUGCUUUUUAUCGUAUUUUUAUGCAGGAUCCAAAACGUAUAUUUGCUAAAUGGCUUUGCUGAUGUUGGAGUAGAGAGAGAUGUGACUAAAAACAGGUAUUCAACAUCGCAAAUAACAACAUUAUCAGGAUUUUCAGCUUUUUUAAAUCCACAGACUUCAUAUUUUGCGUCGUCCAUUGCAGUGUUAAUGAUAGUAAUAAUACCUGUGAAAGGAAACUGAAAUGGCACAAAGAAGACACACAACACUCGCCAGCCAUUAAGCUUGUUAUCUCGCAAAACACAUUUUUACUAGAGGAUGCACAAAUUUUGAUGAAACCUGUUGCUGGUAUGGGCAGAGAAAAACCUGCUUCCCCCUCACUGUGCCAGCUAAAAUAUCUGGGAUAUUAAUGUUACCAUGAGCUGAAGUGACUGAAAUAAACAAAAGCACCAUGUGAAUCAUAUUCACUCAACAUUCCCUGGUCAUCCAUGUCCCCCAGAUUGAUAACCACUGGUCUAACUAAUGUCAUAUAGAUAAAUGAAGGUUGCUGUUGUUUAUAUUAUUUUAUUCUUAUUCCGCCAACACUACAGUAUGUUAACACACUGAUAUCGACACAACUUCACCAGAUUUAUUCAACAAAUUCAAUUUACAAAAAUAAAAGAUAAGAGAAAAAGUCCAGGAAACUGAAGAUUUGUACAUCGAAGUUUUGUUUUUCUUUUUUUCCCACCAACUCAAUUCAUUUCUUCUCCCCUCUGGCAACCCUUCAGAUUUACCUGCUGCCUCUGUAACUGUAAUUAAGGUAGUUCAAACAUAUAUAAGAAAAUGUCAGUCAGAGAAACCAAACUGGUGCAGUUUAAUACUUUUUUUUAAACUCAGUUUUCAUGCAAGACUUUUACUUGUACUGGAAUAUUUUCACAAUGCUGUACCGCCCAUGGAUGUAUCACAUGCAGUAAAGCUACAGUGAGGGUU
Stegastes partitus (bicolor damselfish) is the source of this 2939-nucleotide messenger RNA. RefSeq names its product protein O-fucosyltransferase 2 (gene pofut2). The transcript has 9 exons. Bases 1 to 1338 code for a protein of 445 amino acids. The record is from RefSeq and is a predicted model, not a curated record. Gene Ontology annotation, biological process: protein O-linked glycosylation via fucose. Lineage: Eukaryota; Metazoa; Chordata; Actinopteri; Pomacentridae. Gene Ontology annotation, molecular function: peptide-O-fucosyltransferase activity.